GCUUAGUGCAUUAAGUCAAGUGGCUGAUUAGCGUUGUAGCGAAUUAUGUCUUUCGCUAAGUAAAUUUUGCUAGUGCUUGCCUCACUUCAUUGUCAGCAUAAUUUUUCUUACGCGGCAUUUUCUUUGGUAACGGUAGAUACAUUCCGUGAUUCUAAAAAUAUGAUCCCUGAGCUGACCAGGCCCUCUGUGUACAUGCGGGACAGUAAGAGAGUGGAGGGGAUCAUCCAGGCAAUGCAGCAGUCCGGCUCCAACAGCCUACAGGUGAUCUCUGAUUUCGAUAUGACGCUCACCAGGUUUUCCUACAAUGGAAAACGCUGCCCUACCUGUCACAAUAUCCUGGACAACCGCAAGCUGAUCAGUGAAGAGUGCAAGGAAAAGCUGAAGGACCUGCUGAACACAUACUACCCCAUCGAGAUCAACUCUGGCCUUUCAGCAGAGGAGAAGCUGCCCCUCAUGGUGGAGUGGUGGACAAAGGCUCACGCACUGCUUGUCCAGCAGAAGAUCCGGAAGGAUCUGCUGUCCCUGGUGGUCAGGGAGUCUGGCGCCGUACUCAGGGAGGGGUACCAGCUGUUUUUCGACUGCCUGCAGGAGCACGACAUCCCCCUGCUCAUCUUCUCCGCCGGCAUCGGAGACGUGCUGGAGGAGGUCAUCCGGCAGGCCGGCGUCUUCCACCCCAACGUCAAGGUCUUCUCCAACUACAUGGACUUUGAUGAGAGCGGCACUCUCCAGGCCUUUAAGGGGCAGCUGAUCCACAUCUAUAACAAGCGAGAGGGGGCGCUGCUGAACGCGGGACACUUCCAGGCGCUGCGGGCGCGGCGCAACGUGCUGCUGCUGGGCGACUCGCUGGGCGACCUCACCAUGGCCGACGGCGUGUACCGCAUGCAGAACAUCCUGAAGAUCGGCUUCCUCAACGACAAGGUGGAAGAACGGAAGGAGUCCUACCUGAAGGCCUAUGACAUCGUGCUGGAGCAGGACGAGACCAUGAACGUAGCCAAUGCAAUCCUGCUGCACAUCACCGGGGGGCAGUGAACGGGGUCUGGCGCCCGUGGACACAGGGGCCAGAGGGACGGGCUUGAGCAUUUCCAAUUACACACAAAUCCCUGGAUGGUGGGGGCGAACCACAUCAGAUGUGAAGAGCGCCCUCUACGGGCACUGUGACUCAAUUACAGUCAUUAGUCAUCGGGUGGACAAAGAGAGCUGAUCUUUUUCAGAACUGUCUGCUCUGUCAUUUUUUGGUGAAAAUGUUCUAUUGGAAUCUGAUAUAGGAGCGAACCAUCAUUGCCGUAUACAGAAGAUUAGAAAAUGGAGCUGGAAACCAGCACCAGCACAGACCUUCGGAGAACGGAGUUGUACACCCCGUGAUGGUUCUUUGAAGUUGAGGGCUUUAGUUUUAUAUAUUUUUCUAGCUUCACCAUUUCUGUCUGUUUUUAACAGUCAUGUGUCCCAUUAGUUACCAUGGAAAUGCCCCCACCCCCCAAACUCAGGCACAUGUAGGGGUUACGCACUGCCAGUUAGUCUGAGAACAGCAUCACAGCACACUUCCACAGCUAACCCAUAAUUAUAUGCCGCAGACACCUUCAUAUUUUGUUGUGCAGGUACAAAUGUCUUGCUUCAUUUAAGCCAUUUUUCAAGUCUCGGUGGUGUUCACAUCUGGAGUUGUAAUGCUUUAAAUAUGGUAACCCCUAAAUGGGCAAGGAUUGGCCAGAUUUGGCAUGUGCGGCUAAGGGGUUUAAAUUAUUUAAUUUAUUUAUGAAACAUUCUCAAACCCAUAUCAUCCAUGAGAAAAAGUAAUUGCCCCCUUAACUGGUUGCACCACCUUUAGCAGUGAUAACUGCAACCAAAGGUUUCCUGUCUUUUGAUAGCAGUCUCACAUCACUGUGGAGGAAUUGUAGCCCACUUAUUUGCAGAACUGCUUUCAUUUAGACAAAUUGGUAGGUUUUUGAGCAUUAACCUCUCAUUUCAGGUCCUGCCACAGCAUCUCUAAUGGGUUCAAAUCCAGACUUUGACUAGACCUCUCCAAAACUGUAAUAUUUGUUUAUUUCCAGCCAUUCAGAUGUGGACUUGCUUUUGUGUUUUGGAUCAUUGUUUUACUGCAUAACCUGGUUACGCUUCAGCUCACAGACUGAUGACCGGUCAUUCUCCUUAAGAAUUUUAUGGUACAGAGCAGAAUUUAUGGUUCCCUCAAUAAUGCCAAUUUGUGCAGAUCCCAAGGCAGCAAAGCAUCCCCACACCAUCACACUGCCAUGUCUGACUGCUGGUGUAAUGUUCUUACCGUGAAAUACUGUAUAGAGUGGUCUGCAGUUCCACUGGGUGUUCUGGGAUCUUUUGUGACUUCUUGGGUGAAUUGUUAAUUUAGGCUGGCUGACCGCUCCUGGGGAAAUUCUCCAUUGUUUCCAGUGUUCUCCAUUUGGAGAUAAUGUCUCCUGCUGUAGUUUGGUGGAAUCCCAGAACCUUAGUAAUGGAGAAACUGCUUUUUUAUUUGGGCAUUCCUCUGAUCGUGGCAUGGUGUGCUUGUCGAAACUGUGGUAACUAAUUCACUCAGAUAGUAAGGUUCAGUUUGAGUGAGGUUUAAAUUCAACAGGGUUGGCUGCAAUCAAAACUGGCUGUGUUUUUUAAAUUAAAUUUAUUUAAUUGAAUUACCAAUUAAAUUAGGUUAAUUGGUUGAGUAACUAAGGGUGCAUUUACUUUUUAAAAUGGGUGAUAUGGGUGUUUGAUAACUUUUUUCAUUAAAUAAUGAAAAAGUAAUUUCAAAAAUGUCUUUUAAGUUUACUGUUUUCCCUAAUUAUAGUUUGUCUAAAGAUCUGAAACCAUUCAGUGCAACAAAUAUGCAGUAAAAGAUAAAUCAGGAAGGGGACACAGUUUUUCAUGGCACUGUAACACCCUUUUAUAACAUGGCAUUGUGUCCAGCCACUGAGCUGCUGCUGCUCACUGCUGUGUCAGUCUGAACCUUCCGUAGGUCUUCAGAUUGUGCUGUGGUGCUGGCUAACGUCAGGCUGCAGUCCCAUCCCUGCUUUCCCCCAUUAAAGAAACUGAAGAGAUUAAAGGGGGGCUUGUAAGUAAUUAAGGGGAGAUGUGCCAAAAUGGUACAGAUGGAAAUUGUAGAAGGGAAAUGGACAGCGCCUUUCACUGAAAGAUUUUGUUUUGUACCUGGUGAUCACUGGUAUUUUACCAGUUUUUAGUGUUCCAACGGCUAACGAACCAAGCAAGUGUUUCGUAAUUUAAAUUAAUAUCUGCGAUGGUGUCUGAAAACUUUUGUGACAAAAAUUGCAUUUUAAUUUCGGGCUACUUCAAAAGUAUUCUAUUUCAUUUCAGAAUGCUUGGAAGUAUAUUUUUAUCUUACUGUUUUUGAUGCAUAUAUGAAAGCAGAUUGCUUUUGCCCCAUUUAAAUUUCUUGUACACAAGAUGCUCAGACGCACAUGAAUUUUCAUUUUAAAUUUCUGCUCACACAGCUCAAGUAAAAGGUGACAUUGAAGAAGACCUCAGUAGCUAGCCAUGAAGCUUUCAUGCAUUUCUUGUUUAAUUGAGCUACCAUUCUCCAUUUCUUAGUACCCAGGUUGUGGUAAAGUUCAUACUGUAAAUAUGUGGCUACAUGGAAAACUAGUUUCUCAUACCUGCCACAAAUGGACAUCCUACUACUGGGACUCAGAGUACAAUGCUGUCCACCAUUAAUAAUGCCUUUUGCCCUUUAACGAGGCUCUGUGUUUUUGUGCCAAUUUUAUCUUAUGUUCCUCUCAUGUUAAUUCAUCAUUUUUAGGGAGGUAUAUAUUAAUUUGGUCAUUAAAGGGGUUAUAAUGCCACAAGGGACUAAAUUUCAGUUUACUGGGUUAUGCCAAAAAUCAUGUAUAUUUUGUUCUAAAUUUUGCCUUUUGUGUUGGUCAGUCGCCUCAUCCCCUAACGUGCGUGCAUACUGAGAGGGCGUAUUGGCAGCCUGAAGGACAAAUGUGUCCCCAAUGUGUCCCCAGUAGUCUUCAGUGGGGACUGAAAGAAAGCUUGAGUUUUUAGAAUUCCAUUGUAAACAAAAUGGAAUGGGUAAUUUAUGGGAGUUCAUGUUCAUUUUUAGGCAAUAGCAUUGAGCUGAAGGAAAAUUUCCAUUUUAUUGGCAACAAUUAAAUGUUGGGCAGCUGUUUUGAGCAGCAUUUUUUUUUUUUUACAAUUGAUGUAUUGUAAUGAUACGUCUUUGUAAUAUUUUUUGUAAUAAAAUAAAAAGUAUGUGAAUUAAUUGAA
Molecule: messenger RNA, 4224 nt
Organism: Anguilla rostrata (American eel)
Lineage: Eukaryota; Metazoa; Chordata; Actinopteri; Anguilliformes; Anguillidae
Product: 7-methylguanosine phosphate-specific 5'-nucleotidase-like
Exons: 9
Coding region: 160-1029 (289 amino acids)
Cellular component (GO): cytoplasm
Molecular function (GO): 5'-nucleotidase activity; magnesium ion binding
Source: RefSeq, a predicted model, not a curated record